UAGCUCGCUAGCCGACAAAGUCGGAACAUUCACGUUCUUUAGACAAUUUCGUGGUUUAUUUGCCAUUUUGCUUUAAACAUACUUAUGUGGAAACAACUAGCUACCCCAUUAAAUGUAAUAUUUACGUUGUAAGUCAACUAGCUGGCUGGUUAAGUUAGCAUUAGCCUAGCUAGCUAACAUCCCCGACCAUGAGUUCACUAAGCUACUCUCCUCCUGAUAAAGAAGAUGAGGUCUGCUGGUCGGAGAAAGUAACUCUCUUGAAAGAGGAGGAGGAAGAGAAAGAUGUUUCAAUACAAAAACAAGUAGAGGGUGAGGCUGUUACAGUGAAAGAAGAAGAGAAAGACAUUACAGAGAAAGAAGAGAAAAACGCGUUCAGAGUGAAAGAGGAGGAGGAUAUUACUGUGAAAGAAGAGGAGGAAGAGAAAGAGGAGGAUGCAGUUUUUGGAGUGGAGGAUGAAGUGAAAGAAGAUGAAGACGUUUUUGGAAUGAAGGAUGAAGAGGGGGAGAUUACUGUCACAUUAGAGGAGGACGAAGAAGAGAAGACUGGAGAACUGAUUAACACCAGUAAAUACAGAGAGAGACGGUACUAUCGUGGGUCCUCUGGGGAGCCUCAACAACCUCAUGAUGCUGACAGGGCAGAGAAGAAUCUCUCCACAUCAGAACACCUCAAGAAACGCCAGCGGAAAACCACAGGGAAAAGAUCACACCGCUGCUUUGACUGUGGGAAGAGAUGCACCUCAUCAGGCAUUAUAUCACACUGGAGAAUUCACACAAGUGAUAAUUCUCACUACUGCUCUGAUUGUGGGAAUUUUUUAAAAUCUUCAUCAGAACUCAAAAUACACCUGAGAAAUCACACAAAAGAGAAACCUUACUUCUGCUCUGACUGUGGGAAGAGUUUUCCUCUGUCAACCAGCCUGAUAUCACACCAGAGAACACACACAGGAGAGAAACCUUAUAGCUGUGAUCAAUGUGGGAAGAGUUUUUAUAAAUCUAGUUAUGUUAUUAUACACCAGAGAACACACACAAGAGAGAGAACUUACAGUUGUGAUCAAUGUGGGAGGAGUUUUCCUAUUUUAAUCUACCCCCUACCGAAGAGGCUGACUGGUGACCUCACCUGCAGGAGCAGCCCGUCGGGAUCCGAAAAGAACACAGGCAACAGCUGCCUAGACAACUGA
Messenger RNA from Salmo salar (Atlantic salmon), 1175 nucleotides. The record is from RefSeq and is a predicted model, not a curated record. Lineage: Eukaryota; Metazoa; Chordata; Actinopteri; Salmoniformes; Salmonidae.